GCACUCAACUGGUUUAGUCUGAGAAGCCCUCACAGUCGGCAGAAGAAGAGACCUGACAGCAGAGCAGCAACACAGAGGAUUAUUAUCACUAAAUCAUCCCCACUGUGCUUCAUAUUUCACUAAAUAUAUACUAUAUUCUAUUUAUUCCCAGCCAUGGAGUUGUCUGAAAUACUGUACAACAAAGCGGAGUACAUUGAAACGGCUUCCGGUAACAAAGUGAGCAGACAGUCAGUGCUGUGUGGGAGUCAAAACAUCGUUCUCAAUGGAAAAACUAUAGUAAUGAAUGACUGCAUCAUCCGAGGGGACCUUGCUAAUGUCAGGGUGGGCAGACACUGUGUGGUGAAGAGCCGCAGUGUAAUCCGACCACCUUUCAAAAAGUUCAGCAAAGGAGUGGCUUUCUUCCCGCUGCACAUUGGAGACCACGUCUUCAUCGAGGAGGACUGUGUGGUCAAUGCAGCACAGAUCGGUUCCUAUGUCCAUAUUGGGAAGAACUGUGUCAUAGGUCGGCGCUGUGUGCUGAAGGACUGCUGCAAGAUCUUAGACAAUACAGUGCUCCCACCUGAGACCGUGGUGCCGCCUUUUACCGUGUUCUCUGGAUGCCCAGGUCUGUUUUCAGGAGAGCUCCCAGAAUGCACGCAGGACCUGAUGAUAGACGUAACCAAGAGCUACUACCAGAAGUUCCUGCCUCUCAGCCAGAUCUGAAUCCUGCACCAAAAACCGUCAGCAGGAUCCACACCCUUACCAGAUGCCAGUGUCAGGUCAGGGUGGGGGUCUCCCAUCACAUAUGGACUCUGAGAGCUCACCGUCUAUUCCUCCACCUCCCAAAAUACCAUACAUUUCUCUGCUAUUCACAAACACUUGGUCCUGUAUAAAACCCUUAUGAGAUUGUAGUGUUUGAGAAUGGGAAAAGCACAUGAAGAAUAAAAUCAGAUAUAGCUGCAAGAGGCAGUUUUCAAGCUCCAAAUAUAGAAAGGUCUUCAAAAAUCCAGAAAUCCUAUGAGGUGUGGUCAUUAAACUACACACAACAAAGCAGUUUGAGAUGCCUACAAGGGGCACAACAUACAGGCACUAGUACAUUUUCCAGAUGAUUAAUUUGGUUUUCUAUUGCAGUAUGUUCAUGUUUACUGGUCAUUUUGCUGUGGAGAUACUCAAGGAUCUCUGUGUAGCUGCAUAUAACCACAAUCUUCACUCUACGGUAGCAGCUGUAGAUGAGGAUGAGGAGGUGGAGGAGCUUUGAAAGGAAGGCGGUGCCUGUACUGUACACUGUUAGACACCUAUGGACCAAAACACUAGCAACAACAGUGGUGAUUAAGGAUGUUUGCUGUACAUGUGCUUUAUUCAUUUCCACAUUUUAGUACACUCAUAUAAGCGCUUUUUGGAUGCUCUUAUGUUGUUUUAUUUUUAAUGUUGAAGGACUUGUUUGCAUUCUCCACCACUGGCUUAUAUUUUGUUUUAUUUAAUGUGUUUUAUUUCUGUUUUCUUCAAAUGAUCAACUGCAAUGUUCAUUUUAAUUUGUUGAUUUGUGCAGGACAGCCCCCUGUGCUUUGCCUUUGUUAUACUCAGUGACUAUACAGUAGCCAACAUUUAAAAUAGUACAGCAAUUAAAUAAAUAGAAAUGCUUGAAAAUCUGCCUCACAUGGACUCAGCUUUCUGCUUUAAAAUCUAUUAACCACUUUGUGUUUUUCCUCCAGCAACUACACAAAUGUUUAAAUAUGUGAUUCCUAAUACCAAACCCAGAGCUUUUAAAAAUCUUUUAUCCUAUUGGAUGUAAAGCCAGCUGACCAUUUCUCAUAGAUUUCUUGUAAGGUACCUCGUGGUGUAAGUGUGUAGUCUGCACGCGCUAGGGCACACUGGUUUCCUCGUCAUUUGGUUGUAAUUCGCAACGAAGCAUAGCAGCAUGCCAUCAAAGGAUGGGAUGAAGACUAAACAAGUAAUUACAUAUAUAAACUAUUCAAGAAUGGGAUUGUUGUUUCAUGUUUUAGAAAGAAGACGUGUUGUCUAUAUGAACAUUGCUCAGUGCUACUUUAAGCUAACUAAGCUGUAAAGGAAGAGUUUUGUUGGAAACAACAUGUGUGUUUACGUUCAUGUUUUUUCCUCAAAAAACCAUGUUGAUUAGAGGUCAUACAUUUCCUUCCCUUAAAAUGUUUGCAAAGUUGUUAGCAUCCACGUUUUAUUGCUAGCUUCUUCUUUUUACUGCAUCGAUCUACUGCUGUGUAUUUCGGCGCGCUACUGCCACCUGUUGGGCGACUGGAAUAGUGUAACACCCCGGUACAGUUGAUACAGGCCAGUGGCUGGACACCUUUUAGAGUCACCUGUCUGUAUGCAAGUUUUGAAAAUAAUAAUAAUAAUAAUAAUAAUCAUAUAGCUACUAGAGUUUGAAAACUCCAACAGGAGACUUUAAGAUAGAAAGGAUUCGACUCUGCAGUUUUUGUAUUUGAAUUCAUGUAUUUACUGUCGCUAUUAAAGAUAGUUGCUACACUAUCAGAGCAGCAUCACACACUGUAGGCCUGUAUUUGACAUUUCCCCAUCACAGACCGAUGACAUUUGGAAAAGUGAGUUUUUCCAAUGCUGUCCUUUGACACCAUCUAGUGUUCUUAAGCAGGGCCGAGAUAAGUGUAGUGUAUGUGACCCUUCAAUAACCCAGUCCAGAGAUAAAGUCACAAAUAACUAAGGAACAACAACUCCCAACAAACACAUUUUAAUGCUUUAGUGACCGUCAUUACUUCAGGUAUAUCACCCAGGUAUUCUCAUCUAAAUUAACGACAGGAAUAUUGUUCGGGGUUUUUCUUUUACACAAAAUGCCACUAACUACCAAACAGAUCCCUCAGUUGACUCUUCCUUGCUUGUGCAUCAUCUCUUGCCAAUUGAGUAAGAUAUAUUAUUAAUAAUAUUAUUACUUUUAAUAAUGAUGAUACAAUAGACAUGCAAAUUAUUCUAUGUGCCAACUGCUGCUCAUUUGCAUGCCAGGUCUAACAGCAACCAGAUGUAUCCGGUUUAUAGGGGAACCUGUGGUGCAAGUUUUUGACUUCUCAAAAUAUAUCUGCUUAUAGUGUAAAAACCAAGAGUAAAAAUAAGCUUCCUUACUUAGCCUACAAAGGUUAGCUUUAUGUUAAGUACACUUUGAUCAAAUGCAACUUGCACUUUCUUUUCCAGAAGCUCAAGAGGUGCAAGCGCACAAAUAAAAUGCUUCUGUACAAACCCUUAAUUAAAUAACAAAAAUAGAACUCCAUUUUCUUGUCUUUAAUGAAACAGUCCAUCCAUAUUCAAUUCAAUGUUUUUAUUUAUCUUACAAUGUGAACCACAUAUAUAUCAUACCAACAAUUAAAUGUUAAGUAUAUAGAUUAGCCAUUUAUUACUUUUUAAAACAAAUAAGUAUCAAGAAACAGCUGAUAAUAGUGUUGGCUCCAGAGACAUGUGGCAUGACUCAGCCUUUUUGAGAACAAUGUGGAUGAAGGCCGGUGAUUGGACCGGGGGAAGAAAGAAAAACACAAAGUGCCCCCCUCCCUCUAUUAUAACCCAGCUAAUCAAUGCAGGUCAAUUAGAAAGACGCCACCAACUCUCUGUAGUCGAGCCUUUUUGGGGGGGGGGGGGGGGAGACUUAAUUCAUUUUUCCUGUUAGCAGCCACUUCACAUCUUCCCUUUGUUGUCACGCAGCAGAAACACUAGGGAGGUUAUAACCACUCAUUUGUAACAUCACGCACCAUUUGGUUUCAGUCGGUGUGGAGUGCUAGGCACAGAAACUGUGCCUGGAGAAAGA
Molecule: messenger RNA, 3757 nt
Organism: Eleginops maclovinus (Patagonian blennie)
Lineage: Eukaryota; Metazoa; Chordata; Actinopteri; Perciformes; Eleginopidae
Gene: dctn5
Product: dynactin 5
Exons: 6
Coding region: 154-702 (182 amino acids)
Cellular component (GO): dynactin complex
Source: RefSeq, a predicted model, not a curated record